AUGUCUACCGAUACCAGGUACUUUAACAGCUCGAGGCUGAUGUCAGCUUCUGGCAAAAACAAGACGAAUGGUGUCACAAGAUUAGAUAAGAAGCGAACUCAGGCAGAGAAGAAGAAUAAAAUGAGGCAGGAGACUGUGGUUAUACCGCAGCCGCAACUGUUGCCGAAUGGUGGGAAACCAGACUUUGGUCACUCGAGCUCAAGAAGAAAGCAGAGGAGUAGCAGUUCUGGAAGGCACGUCUCUUCGUCAGAUCCUGAGGCUAGAAAGAGCGGUGAAAAGCAGGCUAAUACCCAACAGGUGACGGAGGAUCUCAAACAGCUGUUCUUGAAGCCAGAAGAUGGAAGUUCGAAAGGCAAGACGAAAGGCAGCGGUGAAAAAAGUCGCAAAGCGAAGCAAGGAAGACCGGCUACAUCGCCAUCGAGCUCAGAAAAUCGUUCUGUUGGGUUUCAAUCGCCUGAUUUGCAUACAGCACCCAUUCGCAGCCCACUUCAAGGCCACAAUCCUGUAAGCUCCCCAGUCUUUGUAGGUCCGGGUCUUUAUCCGCCUCCUUCACCAUCCUCGGCACCACAGAAAACGUAUCAGGGAUUUCUUGGACACGCUUAUGGAAAUUAUUCCCUGGCAUCUCCAGCUCCAGGUCCACACUUUAUGGCUCCCCAGGCACCAUUAAUGAACCCGUUAUAUCCUCAGCUGCCAUUGACGCAGUUACCGGUCAUGUACAAGGCAUUGGAUAUCCAGCAGCAGCAACAACAGGUUAUGUCUGGUUAUCCCCCUCAAAACUACCAUCACUAUCAGUCCCAGCAUCCACAGCAUCCACAGCAAUUCAAUCUCUCAAAUUUGGGCAUACCCUACUCGCUACCUGUAUCAGCAUCCUAUUGUAAUGGCUCACCAGUGACUGCAGUCAAACCUUUGGAACAAGAAAAACCAAGAAAAAAAACAAAAGACAAAACCAAUGCGACGAACACUUGCUUUGCUGGUGCGUCUUUCGCGUCGAGCGAUCCAAAGGUAACCAACCUCCCCAAGCCCAGCUUCACGAAAGCUUGA
Molecule: messenger RNA, 1041 nt
Organism: Torulaspora globosa
Lineage: Eukaryota; Fungi; Ascomycota; Saccharomycetes; Saccharomycetales; Saccharomycetaceae
Gene: EDC1
Product: Edc1p
Exons: 1
Coding region: 1-1041 (346 amino acids)
Source: RefSeq, a predicted model, not a curated record